Molecule: messenger RNA, 2062 nt
Organism: Oreochromis aureus
Lineage: Eukaryota; Metazoa; Chordata; Actinopteri; Cichliformes; Cichlidae
Gene: chrna10a
Product: cholinergic receptor, nicotinic, alpha 10a
Exons: 6
Coding region: 465-1856 (463 amino acids)
Biological process (GO): monoatomic ion transmembrane transport; nervous system process; chemical synaptic transmission
Cellular component (GO): postsynaptic membrane; neuron projection; synapse
Molecular function (GO): transmembrane signaling receptor activity; acetylcholine-gated monoatomic cation-selective channel activity
Source: RefSeq, a predicted model, not a curated record
CAGCACCGGAUUACAUCGCUGCUGACUUCCCCCAUCUGUGUGCUUUUGUAAAGACUAUUUUCGGCAAAUAAAACGUGUUUGGGGACAGAGCAGUUCAAAUGGUUCUCGGAUGGAGGGCAAAUUGCUUCAGCAAGAUGAAACAAUGGCGAAUCCAGACUUUAUUCCGCUGGCUGCUGUGUGUCGGUAUUUUGCCGACUGUUUCCCGGAAUCCGCAAACUUGUUGCCAGCUGUUUGGGGAUUUUGCUGUCAUCAUAAUCCUGUAGACCUUCUUUGCAUCCAGCUCAGAGGCUUUAUUGAAACAGGACUCGAGGUUAACAUCUGCUUGUUGGUGUGCUCAUGGAAGAUAUGCUCAGAAACUCCUAAAGGAUUUGUUCACAAACUACACUAGCGCACUGAGGCCUGUAGAGGACACAAACACCAUCCUGAAUGUAACUCUACAGGUUACACUCUCCCAGAUAAUUGACAUGGAUGAGCGAAACCAAAUUCUAACUGCAUAUUUAUGGAUACGGCAAGUGUGGUUUGAUGCACACCUUAAAUGGAAUAAAGAUGAUUAUGAUGGCCUUGAUACCAUCCGCAUACCGGGUAGUUAUGUAUGGAGACCUGAUAUAGUUCUCUAUAACAGCGCAGAUGAUCAUUUCACUGGUCCCAUGGACACCAAUGUGGUGAUUCGACAUGAUGGACAGAUAAUGUGGGAUUCUCCAGCAAUCACCAAGAGCUCAUGCAAAGUGGAUGUGUCUUUCUUCCCCUUUGAUGCUCAGCAAUGCCGGUUCACCUACGGCUCCUGGACCUACAACGGUAACCAGCUUGACAUCCUUAAUGCAAUGGAGAGUGCUGACCUGGCUGACCUGGUGGAAAACGUCGAGUGGGAGGUGCUUGGUAUGCCAGCUAAGAAGAGCAUUGUUCUUUAUGGUUGCUGUGCUGACCCUUACCCAGAUGUGACCUACACACUGAAACUUAAGAGGAAAGCAUCCUUCUAUGUCUUCAACCUGCUCAUACCAUGUGUGAUGAUCUCUUUUCUGGCACCACUUGGUUUCUACCUUCCUGCUGACUCUGGGGAGAAGGUGUCAUUGGGUGUCACAGUGAUGCUGGCACUCACUGUCUUUCAGUUACUGGUUGCAGAGAUCAUGCCCCCCUCUGAGAAUGUACCACUAAUUGGAAAAUAUUACAUUGCAACAAUGACGAUGAUUACAGCCUCCACUGCUCUGACCAUAUUUGUCAUGAACAUACACCACUGUGGCCCUGAUGCCAAGCCUGUUCCCAAAUGGGCCAAGAAAGUCAUUCUGCAGUACAUGGCCAGAAUGUGCUUUGUUUAUGAAGUUGGGGAGAACUGCAUGUCACCUCAGCCAGAGAAACAGGAGCCUCCUCCUGUACAGAACACCAACUGCACCAUGAAUGGUCAGGCGGGACCAGGCAGAGAGGACUGUGUCUUCAGAAUGGACAGAGGACAAGAGAUAGUGGGAUCUAUGCCCGCAGAAGAAAAAGAAGACAUUGAUCAGAUGUUGUCUCCUAUAGGCUCAAUAGGGAAGAACCCUACUAGCAACUACAGCUCUUGGAAGAAUGGCAUUUUUGCAAGCCUGGACUGUGGUGACUCAGGGGAGGGGAGGAGAUGCAGGAAGGGGGGAGUGAGUGAUGGAGAGAAAAAAGACAGAGAGGUUUCCUGCAGCAACCAAAGCAAUGAAAGACAGCUCUUGCGUAACAUAGAGUAUAUAGCCAACUGCCACAGAGAUCAGAGGGCCACACAGAAAAGGACUGGAGAGUGGAAGAAGGUGGCCAAAGUUUUAGACCGCUUCUUCAUGUGGAUUUUUUUCAUUAUGGUGUUUUUCAUGAGCCUUCUCAUCAUGGGUAAAACCAUAUAACUGCAGACCUUGUCAGAAGGUUUGGUGACAGCAUGAAAUGCUGUUAGCACAAAGAUUAUCCCAGGUUAGGACAGGAAUCAUCCAGUAUUAUCAGAUUCUGUAAAAGUUUCUCAUAUUUCCAGGAAUGUUUGAGAUUUCACCUCCUAUUACAAACCUUUUUGUGAGUAGAAUUAAAUCUUUGAUAAAGUUGUUGUUUAUGGACUUUC